AGCUAGAGUCAGGCUAUGAAGAGAAAGCUGCAAGACACAGUGACAGUGAACUUCGCUAAGGGUGGAUUUCGCUGGGGAUGGAGGGUAGCGCUAUUCACAUCAUCAUACGUAGGAAUCACUACCUGCAUCUCGGUAUAUCGUGGAAAGUCGUCAAUGUAUGAAUAUGUUGCAGCUGGAACUCUCACUGGUGCUAUGUACAAAGUUAAUUUAGGAUUACGAGGUAUAGCAGUUGGUGGACUUUUAGGAUGUAUUCUUGGUGGUGUUGCUGGUGGUCUAUCUUUAGCAAUAUUGAAAGCUUCUGGAACAACAAUGGAGGAAGUCCGAUAUUGGCAGUAUAAAUGGAAGUUGGAUAGCGAUAAAGCCUUCCAAGAAGCAAUAAAGAAAAGAGGUGAUGAGGAUAAACCAGCCGUUGAAUUAGCUCAUGAUGAAAAGUUAGAAAAUAAGAAAGUGUCAUUAGAUAAUUUGCUGCUGACCAUUAUUGGAUAUGAGCACCACUUUCCGUAUUUAAGAGGAGCUCCUUCCUGUCGGAGUGGUCGGAAGUCAACGAAAAUUUAUCUAAGCCUUCUCAACGGAUAAUUGCUGUAAUCUUUAUUCUACCAGAAUCCUCGAAUUAGCGGUCAAAUUGGAUUUCUCCGAGAUCGAAAGGACAAUAUCAUGUACUGUCUAUUACCAUUGGAUGGGCUAUUUCUCUUGCAGUUGCCGCCAGAAUUAUCAGAAGCCGUUUGUAGUCCUUUGAACCAGGAAAGAAGAGUCGAAGGAGUCAGAAAAAUAGGCGAAAAAAUGGUGUUUUGUUUACUUAAGGCUUGAAAAACAUUUUGUAAAUUAUCAUGUUUCAAUUCGAAUUUAUCCUUUUUGUAAACAAAUGUACAGUAACUUUUCGAUAUUGUUCGUUACAUAUUAAUUAUUACUUUAAAUGUACACGGAACUAUCUAUUUUUUGAAUAAAAGAAUUUUAAGUUAAA
This is a messenger RNA of Hermetia illucens (black soldier fly), 961 nucleotides long. Its product is annotated as RPII140-upstream gene protein-like. Gene Ontology annotation, cellular component: mitochondrion. The coding region runs from base 16 to 576 and encodes 186 amino acids. The transcript has 6 exons. The record is from RefSeq and is a predicted model, not a curated record. Lineage: Eukaryota; Metazoa; Arthropoda; Insecta; Diptera; Stratiomyidae.